This is a messenger RNA of Apis florea (little honeybee), 1590 nucleotides long. RefSeq lists its product as uncharacterized. NCBI's taxonomy places the organism in Eukaryota, Metazoa, Arthropoda, Insecta, Hymenoptera, Apidae. The record is from RefSeq and is a predicted model, not a curated record.
UGCUCCCUUGCUUCGUUACCUGACAGCGCGCUCCUCAGUGUUUCCAAAGCCGCGUCCACCGAUGGAUCGAGCCGCGAUCCUCUAGUGAGCUCCUCAAGCUCGCCACGCUCGGAUCCCACCACGUCCCACCGAUAAGAAGUGGAACCGAAUCCGGGAUCCGGUUGAUCGUACGCGGAGGAAUCCAUCCCGACGUGUCCUGGCCAAUCGGAAACGGAAGCUGUGCGUGUCGCGAGUACACGGUUUCCAAAGGGAAACGGCGGGUGAACGAAGAAGAACGAUAUAUAUAUAUAUAUAGAGAGAGAGAGAGAGAGAAGAGAGAGGGCAAGAGUGAAGAGGAGUGGAGUGUAAGAGGGAGAUAGAAAGAGAGAAAGAGGGAGGAAAGUGACACGUUACGAUACGAUCGAUCCAACGACCAAAGUUAUAACGUGCGUUUAAAACGAACACGGGUCCGAAAACGCGAUCGGGACAAUGUGCUCGUGACAAGAGGGAGCGCUCUUUUCUCUUUCUCUCUCUCGUUCGUCAUAGCCGACCCGUUUCAAGUUUCUCGUGUGCACGUUCAUCGGUGAAAGAAAGAAAGAAAGAAAGCCAACUAGACUCUUUCUCUUUCGACGACGACGACGACGAGGACGACGAGUGGCAAGCGAAGGAAGAAUAGGAAGAGGAAGAAGAAGAAGAAGAAGAGGAGAGAGAAGGAGAAGGAGAAGGAGGAACGAGCAACACCGAGCGAAGAAAGAUACACCCGAGGAGCCCGAGGAGGAAACGGAUAAAACGUGGGCGUUGAGUGAUUGUUGUCGGUGCUAGUUUCCAUUGGGAGUCAUGAGAGAUACCAGCGAUAUGAUGUCGGAGGACUCCUUGUCCGAGGACACGACGAUGGACUGCGAGGAGGAGGGCGCAGCAGGGUUGGACGAGCUGGUCGAUCUCGCGACCGACGUCGCGGAUUCAUCCCCGACAAUUCGAGAUGCCGCGGAGAGGUUACUGACGUUGUUGGGCGUGGACGAGGAGGAGAACGAGGAGAACCUGGUGUCGUCCUCCUCCUCCUCGGAGGACGAGGGCGUGGAGCUGGACGAGGAGCUCGAGGACGAGGACGGAAGCAGGGAGGACAGCAGGCUGUUGCACCAGCUGGCCGCCUCGUUGGCCAACGAGUUGAAGCAAUCCCGUCGGAGGCAGAGCUGCACGACGGGUCUCGAACCGCAUCGGAUGGAGGUGAUAGUAGUAGGGACGAAUUACCCGGAUCACAGUUGCCUUCAGGAUCAGAGCUUCAAGGGGGGGACGAGUAAUUGGCGCGAGGUCGCUGCCACCACGAACAAAUGCAAGCGACGGGGCGUCCUCGAGUCACGGCGACGUCUCGAGGGCCGUUCGACGACCGCGACGACGACCACGGGCCAGGAGGCGGUGGUCCCGUCGUCUUGGAACGCCGGCUGGGAUGCAUGCGCCGCGGAAGCCCUGAGAUAUCUGGUCGAGGACGAAGGACUGCCGCCUCAUCAUCCCACGGUCUUGGCCAUGAAGGACCAUCUGGAGGUGCAGAGGGAACGAGCCUUCGUUCGAUACGCCACGUAAACCGCUCGCUCUGGAUUUUUAUCCCGAGACGAG